This is a messenger RNA of Benincasa hispida (wax gourd), 1716 nucleotides long. Its product is annotated as Haloacid dehalogenase-like hydrolase (HAD) superfamily protein. Gene Ontology annotation, biological process: deoxyribonucleotide catabolic process. Gene Ontology annotation, molecular function: 5'-nucleotidase activity. The record is from RefSeq and is a predicted model, not a curated record. Lineage: Eukaryota; Viridiplantae; Streptophyta; Magnoliopsida; Cucurbitales; Cucurbitaceae.
UAAGGUUACUUUGCUUUUUCCACAACUUCUUCAUGAAAAUGAGAUUCCAAAUGGUUGAAGAAGAAGGAACUAAAGAUCAAAAUCCCUGAUUUUUCGAAUGGAAAAAUCAAUAAAUUCAUCAACUUUUUGGUUGUGGGGACUGCACCGACGCCUUGAUUUUGCAUUUCUUCAAACUCCAUCCCUUUUCUUCUUCAAUUUGUUGAUUCACGAAAUAUGUUUAUAUAAAGGAAACAAUCCAUUGUUUCAGCUCAAGAAUCACAACCCCGGAUUUUCCUAGUUUGAGUUUAAACACCCAAUUUCCCUUCCAUUUACUUCAUUCCCCAAUUAGGGUUCCAAGUUUUGAUUCUUUUCAAUCAUCACUUUCUCCAGCUUCAUUGAUACUUGAUUCAGGAAUGUGAGAUUCGAUUCAUCUUUGAAGAAAUUUAUGAUAAAUCGUCGACGCUCCUUCAAUCAAAUACUGUACUAUGUUCGAUUUCCUUUAAUGGCGGCUCAGUCAUUGACGCGAAAUCUUCGAUCGUCUCAUUUUCAUAUGCAAUCGCAUCGGCCUUCUCAACCAUUGCUAUUUGAACGGUGUUGUGGAUUACCCAUUACUGGAGAGCUCGUUCUUCGUAGUUUUCCAGGAAAUAGAUGCACUCGAUUUGGUCUCAAAGCUUGUGUUCAAUCCCCUAAAGAUAAUUAUAGUAACGGCUCGUUGGGGAUCAAUGCUAAGGGCCCAACAUUUGUUCGUCGUUCACAGCUGCUUAACAAUGUCGAUAUUGAUUUAGUUGAUGGAAUUGAUCGCAGAUAUUCUACUACUGUUCAUGAGGAGCCCCAAUGGGGAAAUCCUUUAACGUUCCAUGACUUCUCUUCCAGGGACAAACUUGUUGUUGCUGUUGACAUCGAUGAGGUUUUGGGAAACUUUGUCUCGGCUCUUAACAAAUUUGUUGCUGAUCGUUAUUCUUCAAAUCAUUCAGUUUCUGAGUAUCAUGUCUAUGAAUUCUUCAGGAUAUGGAACUGCUCUCGUGAUGAAGCUAAUAUUCGAGUUCACGAGUUCUUCAAGACACCAUAUUUCAAGACUGGAAUCUGGCCUAUACCCGGAGCGCAGAGCACACUCCUCAAGUUAUCGAGAUUCUGUCACCUUUCAGUCGUAACGUCUCGACAAAAUGCAAUCAAAGAACACACACUUGAGUGGAUCGAGAAGCACUAUCCAGGGCUGUUUCAAGAGAUUCACUUUGGAAACCACUUUGCUCUUGAUGGAGAAUCCAAAUCAAAGGCAGAAAUAUGCAAGUCCUUGGGAGCAAGAGUGCUAAUUGAUGAUAACCCAAGAUAUGCAAUCGAAUGCGCUGAAGCAGGGAUUCGAGUUUUACUUUUCGACUAUGAGAAUUCAUAUCCAUGGUGCAAGACUGAAACUGAGGAUCUGCCUCCCUUAGUAACUAAAGUUCACAAUUGGGAAGAAGUGGAGAAGCAAUUAGCUUCUUGUGUUCAUUCUUCUUAAAGCAAUUAGUUUUUAGCAAAAUAGAAAUGCUGUUUUAUUUACUAAUAUGAAAUGUGGGAUUUUGUGGGUUGGAGGUAGUAGGAACUAGGAAUACUGAUGAUGCAAUUGUUUAGGGUUUAGUAUUAAGCCCAACUUUCAUUAUCCCAUUAUUUAAUUUCCUCACUUUUAUUACAAAGUGAGUAAUAUCUCUCAUUUUGUCUACUCAAUCAGCAGUUUAUUCAAGACUAGAAUUCAAAUUGAAA